Messenger RNA from Rhodofomes roseus, 1380 nucleotides. Its product is annotated as chaperonin 10-like protein. Lineage: Eukaryota; Fungi; Basidiomycota; Agaricomycetes; Polyporales; Fomitopsidaceae. The transcript has 5 exons. The record is from RefSeq and is a predicted model, not a curated record. Bases 192 to 1295 code for a protein of 367 amino acids. Gene Ontology annotation, molecular function: oxidoreductase activity, acting on NAD(P)H.
CCGACGACCUCCGCUCGACGCCCCCAGGGCAUCGAUACAAGGUCCGUUGCUGACUCAUCGCGAACAUCCCGCUCGCAGCCGCAUCGGACUAUAAUCAGGUCAGUCUGUCACGCUUGCAGUAGCUAUAUAACCACAGGCAGGACGCUCGAGCUCGUAUCCAACCGCUAGGCUCUACAGCAGAUCUCUACACCAUGCCCGAACACAAGGCACUCUUUAUUCCUGAGAAGCAGGCUCCCUUCGUCGUCAGGUCUGUCCCGACGCCCAAGCCUGGACCGGGGCAGCUCCUUAUCAAGGUCGAGUCCGCGGGACUGGCGCCGGCCGACUGGGCAAUCCAAGCAAUAGGCAUCCUCGUCCCGAAAUAUCCGAUCAUUAUUGGGAUGGACGUCGCGGGUACUGUCGAGGAGGUAGGCGAGAGCGUCACGAAGUUCAAGAAGGGCGACAGGGUAGUUAAGGAGUGCUCCAUCGGCGACGACCCGUUUUUGUCCGAUUCAUCGUCUUCGGCCUUGCCUAAUGACCAUAAUAGUCGGGGCGCUGGCUUUCAGCAAUACAGCCUCGCUAGCGAGGACACAACUGCAAAGAUACCCGAUAACAUCACUUUUGACCAGGCCGCGACGAUCCCUCUCGCUCUCGCGACUUCCGCAGUGGCAUUGUACCAUGACGGAAAUGGCGCGCUGGGCGGGACGUGCGGCCUGACGCCUCCUUGGGAAGCAGGCGGCCGUGGCAAGUAUAAGGGACAGCCUACAGUCGUCCUCGGCGGUGCCAGCUCCGUCGGUCAGAUCACCAUCCAGCUCCUCAAGCUCUCCGGCUUCGGUCCUAUCAUCACGACCGCAUCCCUCAGGAACGCCGAGUUCCUCAAGUCGAUCGGCGCCACGCACGUCCUCGACCGCAACCUCUCCCCCGACGCUCUCCACGCGGAGGUCCGCAAGAUCACUGCGGACCCGUUCACGACGAUCUACGACGCCGCCGGCUCCUCUGAGACGCAGAACAUCGGGUACGACCUCCUCGCGCCGGGCGGCACGAUGGCCUCUGUGCAGGACGACCUGGUGGCGCCGGAGAAGAAGGUGCCAGAGAAGAAGACGUUCUUCAUGUACGGCGACGUGAACAUCCCGCCGAACCGCAAGCUCGGCGUGAGUCUGUACUCGAAGCUGACAGAGCUGCUCGAAGAGGGCGCGCUGAAGCCGGUCCCGGUGGAGGUUGCCCCGGGGGGCUUGGAGGGUAUUCCACUCGCGCUGGAAAGGGUUCACAAGGGACUGAGCUGCCUCAAGCUCGUAGUGCACCCGCAGGAAACCGCUUGACGCCUCUGAUCUGUGUAGAAAAUGCACUCAGCGGGAAUACGGAACUUGGAUAGCACUUUAGUGGUACUUCGGUAUCCAGUGAGGU